AUAAAUUUCUUAUGUCAGAAAAAAAUUCGGAGCUGAACGUACUUCGGUUCUUUUUCUUCUAAAUAAUUAUCUAAAUAUUUUAUAAUGUCGGAAAAUAAGGAUGUUGCGAGGAACGACGCCGAUCCCGAAUUGGAUGACUUGUUGGACAGUGCCUUACUAGACAUGACAAAGAGACCUGAACAGGUAGCAACACCAGAGAACGUACAUCAUAACAUAUGGAGUGAGGAAUUUAUUAAGGAAGCAGCAGCACAAUUUGAAAGCAACAUGGCCUCUAUUCUUGGAGGAUUUAGUGGUGUGCCGGAGGAGCAAAUAUCACAAGAGCAAAUCACGCAGACCUUUUCAAAAAUGGCAGAAGCCGCAGCACAAGUAUUAAAACCUCCAUCAGAUGACGCCGCAACUGAACCAGAAGCCAAUGAUCCCGCAGUACAAGAAAAAAUUGACGAGGUAUCAGCAGCGAUUUCGCAAACUCUUCAGAACUUAAAUACGAAUGCGGAAAAUCUGCAGACACCAUUUUCAGAUGCAGACCUCGCGAACAUGUUCAAUAAUUUUAAUCUUGGCGAGGGAGGGAACCAGGAAGGCAACAUGUUCCUACCAUUCAUGCAAGGCAUGAUGCAAUCAUUGUUGUCCAAGGAGGUGCUCUAUCCGUCCCUUAAGGAGCUGGUCGAGAAGUACCCCACCUGGUUAGCGGAGAAUAAAGGAAAGAUAGAACAGAGUGAACUUGAGAGGUUCGAGAAACAGCAAAGUCUUAUGCAGCAAGUGUGCUCAGAACUGGAGCCCGAACAAGACACAGAUAAUGAAGACGUGAAACGAAAGCGCUUUGAGACUGUACUCAAGUUAAUGCAACAGAUGCAAGACCUAGGACAACCGCCCACAGAACUGGUUGGCGACAUAUCCGCCGCGCCAGAAGGGUUCGUGGCCCCAACCGGCCAAGACGCAUCACAAUGCACCGUCAUGUAAUGACAGACCAACAAACAUACAUGUGAAUGUACUGCGUAGUAUACAAAACGUAUAGACUAAUUGUUGCUUUACUGCGGAAAUGAGAAUAAUCAUCCAUCGUACCUCUCCUACUCUGUGACAUUUACUAAUCGGGGACCCUCUAAAUAGCUGCCCACCUCUAGUAAAAUACGGCAAUGUUAAACUAAAAUCGACCUAAUGCUCUUUUUUUUAAAUCAUACAUUCCUUACCACCGAUUUAUGUCACACACUUUCCAUUUGGUGCGAACAUGAGCUUUGAAACGAGUGCAAUUAGGUCUAUUUUACUCUUAACGUUAUAGUGUUUCAUUACCUAAAUUCCAUUGACGCUUACGAGAUGGGUGCAGGGUGUUCAAUUGAAAUGAUAACUACGCAGUGACAUUUCUUCAAUGUACUGUCAACAUUGACGCUACAAAUUAGUUACGAGUUUACCUAGCCAAUACGCCCUGAUAUAUCACUAUCAUCUGUGCAACUUACCUGCUGGGUACCGAAUGGAUAAACAAAUCAAAGUUUACUAAUAAUGUAAAGUACUACCACUUUUAUAAGCCAUUUUAACUUCUUUUCUAUUUUAUUUUUGUCAGUAAUCUCGCACCGAAUAAUAGACUAAGCAUUGUUUCUUAACGCUUAGAUUAAUACAACAACAAGAGAGUCGUGCUGUCUUGCUACCUACUAAACUUCCCCCAAUGCAUAAUCCCUAUGAAUACGCAAUCAAACAGCAGGGGCCAAACGACCAAUAGGGGAUGAAGACUUUCCUUAAGUAAAUAUGGUGUACUCUGAUUGGCUGACAUAUUUUCGUGCGUACCAAUGAGAUUACAUCGCGGCAGAUCGUCAUUAUCUCAACUGAUGAACUUGGCUUGGUAACUUGGUAUCUCAUGGCUGACCAAUGGUAUUUUGGGUAUUUUCAUGAUAGUUUAUCUAUCUUCUUUAAAUAUAUAAAUUAAUCGCUGUUCGUGAGUCUCACUUAAACUUGAGAACGUACGAACGAAAUAAUGUGGGUCUUGAAAUAUUCGUAGAAGUCUAGGUAAGGUUUAAACGAUUUGAAAAAUAUUAAAACUUGACAUACAAACGUAUAAUUCUUAUGUAUGUGUGUUUGCAACCUAACUACUCACAAACAGUUAGGGCCGGUAGGUGGUGCUGCUUAACCGGACACGAAGUCUGCAGUGCCCGUUAGUUUUAUAUAUAUUUUAAAAGUAAUGGUUAUUUGCCAUUAUGGCAAGAAAUGCUUGUUCCUAAACGUACCUUAAAAAUACUUCGUAUUCAAGGUCGUUCAUUUUAUGCACCGUAUCGACUCGAACACCGUCUUGACUCAUAUUAAAAGCAUACGAAUAUGUGCUUUACGUCUGUGUCAUAAAGCUAACUUUUCAGUAUUUUUGUGCUAUAAGUAUACUAAGAGUUGGAACACUCGUAGUCACACACUUUAAACAGGACUUUAUGUGUUAAGACUUAGUCUUAAAACAACUGUACAUAUGUACUAUGCCUUGACGAAAAGAUUUCAAACAAGUUAUUGAUAAACCUAUAUAUAGACUCUUAACUGGUUUGUACUGAAGGCUAUACACCAAAAGACGGGAUGAUUAUAAUUGUUUCUAAUUUUAUAGUAAUGAUUGCGAUCAUGUUGAAGAUUGUGUUUUUAUAUAAUGGUGAUGAAUUUGUUUAGUGAUAAUCUUUAUCAUAAUAUAUUCCGACGUUGAUAAAAAUCAGUAAUAACAGUAUUAGAGACUUUUGUGACAGACCACGUUCUGGGAACUGCCGCCAAGCAAUAUUGCUGUAUUCUGGACAGAAUAAGCACCAGUAUAAAACAAAUCAAUCAAACCUUACCGCUGUACAAAAUAUUUAUGAUUGUGAAUAUAAUCCAUUAAAGUUGUUACGAUUGUCACGGGAUAUAUGGUGAUUAAAUGUAUUUAUUAAUUAUUGUGAUGUGUAAUUUUGCUAAUGAAUCAUCUCAUUAAUUAUUAUUAUUUGAAUUAACAGGUCAAAAGGGCUCGUUUUGUUAUAAAAUCUCGCUUAUAGUUGAAUUUUGUUAUUUUUUUUAUUAUUUGGAGUAACGAAAAGUUGAAGACUUAGUGUAGUUAAUGGAUUUAUUUAUUUAUUUGAAUAUUGAGUUGUGCUUUUUAGCCUGUAAUUUCUUUUUUUUUAAGUUUUCUUAUAAACCGAUUUCAAAUAACAGUUAAGUCAAGACCAGGUAGGGUUUGCUGUAUAAAUAAAACAUUAUAAAUAUACCUAUUAAGUUUAUCAGCAAAAAUUCUUUCAUGUACGUUAUUUACAGAUCAAAGCAGAUUUUAUUUACAGUUGUAUAAAUUUCGAACGUAAUCGAAAUUUAUAGCAAUUUUACAAAAUUUUAUUUGAAUGACAAAAUUAUGUCAAAUGUUCUAUAAUUUAUGUGCCAAAGAAAUAUCAUUUAUUAUAAUAUAUUCUAUGAAACAGAUCGGUAAAUAUAAAUACUCCCAGAUAGAUAGGUACGGUACUAGUCUAUAAAAUUAUCCAGUGAGAUGUUGAUUAAUAAACGUAUUGAUGCGAGAUGGUAUCUUAUCUAUUGAUAGUUAUAUAAACAAUGUAACUCUUUUUGUACGCCGCAUUUGUAUUUUUAUUUUAUGUUUAUAUUUGCACAAAUUUUAUUUUCUUGUAUUAUAGUUUUUAUUUAACUUUAAUUGUUAUUUACGAAUGUAUUGUAGUUGUGUUGUUAUCUGAUAAUAAACUGAUAUUCAUAAGUGAACAAAGUUUCAAUUUUCAACCCCAGUCUAGAAA
Molecule: messenger RNA, 3713 nt
Organism: Pararge aegeria (speckled wood butterfly)
Lineage: Eukaryota; Metazoa; Arthropoda; Insecta; Lepidoptera; Nymphalidae
Gene: Pex19
Product: peroxisomal biogenesis factor 19
Exons: 8
Coding region: 85-957 (290 amino acids)
Biological process (GO): protein import into peroxisome membrane
Cellular component (GO): peroxisomal membrane; peroxisome
Source: RefSeq, a predicted model, not a curated record